Molecule: messenger RNA, 1868 nt
Organism: Motacilla alba alba
Lineage: Eukaryota; Metazoa; Chordata; Aves; Passeriformes; Motacillidae
Gene: ACMSD
Product: aminocarboxymuconate semialdehyde decarboxylase
Exons: 10
Coding region: 169-1179 (336 amino acids)
Biological process (GO): secondary metabolic process
Cellular component (GO): cytosol; cytoplasm
Molecular function (GO): carboxy-lyase activity; hydrolase activity
Source: RefSeq, a predicted model, not a curated record
AAUUGGGCUCCCUGGUUGGCCACUGUACCCCAUUCUCCUGAUAGGACAGCAGGUGGAUCUGGACAGCAGCCAAAGAGAAUAACCUGUGACCCAGGGACAGCAGGGAUAGCAGCACUGACACACAAAACACCAGCACGGAAGGAGUAUUUCUCCUCUGGCACUUCAAAAAUGAAAAUUGAUAUUCAUAGCCACAUUCUACCUAAGGAAUGGCCUGACCUGAAAAAGAGAUAUGGAUACGGUGGAUGGGUACAGCUGGAUCAUCACUGCAAGGGACAGGCAAAGAUGAUGAAGGAUGGAAAGGUUUUUAGAGUUAUUCAAGAGAACUGCUGGGAUCCAGAAGUACGGAUUAAAGAGAUGGACCAGUCAGGAGUCACCGUCCAAGUCCUGUCCACAGUCCCUGUAAUGUUCAGCUACUGGGCCAAACCUCAGGAUACUUUAGAUCUUGCCCAGAUAUUAAAUAAUGACUUAGCUGCUACAGUAAAGAAGUACCCCAAGAGGUUUGUUGGGCUGGGCACGCUACCUCUGCAAGCUCCAGAGCUGGCUGUGAGGGAAAUGCACCGCUGUGUGAAUGAACUUGGAUUUCCUGGAGUGCAGAUUGGAUCUCAUGUCAAUGAGUGGGACCUGAAUGCCCCAGAGCUGUAUGAUAUUUAUGCUGCUGCUGAGCAAUUAAAUUGCUGUCUCUUUGUGCAUCCCUGGGACAUGCAGAUAGAUGGGAGGAUGUCCAAAUAUUGGUUUCCCUGGCUAAUAGGCAUGCCAACAGAAACAACCAUGGCCAUUUGCUCCAUGAUUAUGGGAGGAAUUUUUGAAAAAUUCCCUAAGCUGAAAGUUUGCUUUGCACAUGGAGGUGGAGCUUUUCCAUACACAGUGGGUCGAAUUUCCCAUGGCUUCAACGUGCGCCCUGAUUUGUGUGCCAUGGAUAAUAAGGUGGAUCCACGAAAAUACCUCGGCUCAUUUUACACAGACUCUCUCGUUCACGACCGGGGGGCACUAAGGCUGCUAACAAGUGUAGUAGGAGAGGACAAAGUUAUUUUGGGGACAGAUUACCCUUUUCCACUUGGGGAACUGGAACCUGGAAAAUUGAUUGAUUCAAUGGAUGAUUUUGACUAUAAACUGAAGGAUAAACUCAAGGCUGGAAAUGCUCUGGAAUUUUUGGGUCUUAGCAGAAAACAGUUUGAAUAAUUAUGAAGUCCUAAAGUGGCUAAACUUCGGAAAUAAUAUCCUUGUUAUUUCUGUUGGCAUGUGCUAUUGUGCAGAUGAAAAAUAAACCUGACAAUUAUCUGACAGUCUCUUGUUAUUUCCAAAGCAAAAGCAAGGGUACUGGAAAUGAGUAUGCACAGGUAUUGCCUGAGGAUUUAGGCUGUUUUUAAACAAUUCUGCAAAAUCCCUGCUUUCAUAAUAAAGGAGAGAUUGCAUCUUUUGCAGUUAUGAUAAGAAUCUCUGAAUUAUAAUCAAUGUCAUGUUAUUAGGACUUGAUUCCUAGGAAGGAAAAAGCUGAAAAAAUUAUGUACCCACUACAUUUCUGUCUUUGUUAUGAUGGCCAAACAGAAUUUGAAGGAAUAUUAAAACAGAAUUUAAACAAUGUUGAUGCCAAAUAAAAGGCAACACUUGCUUUUCUCCACUGGUGGAAAACGCAGCCCACCACACUCAGCUCAGCACUGCAGGUGCACUUGUGCUUUGUCAAUGUUGUGACAGGAUGGAAAAGGUCUGUGCGGGGACUUUACAUAUUAGCUGCCACCUACAGCACCGGGAACUUAUUCAUCAGAAACAAUUUGAACAAUACGGUUGUAGGUGCAGAAAUAAUGUAUUUGUGUGGGUAUUACUUGGCGUGUCACUGUCACUGUCACAAUAAAUACUAGUGUUUGGCAACA